This is a messenger RNA of Nilaparvata lugens (brown planthopper), 984 nucleotides long. RefSeq names its product peroxiredoxin 1-like. Lineage: Eukaryota; Metazoa; Arthropoda; Insecta; Hemiptera; Delphacidae. Gene Ontology annotation, cellular component: cytosol. The record is from RefSeq and is a predicted model, not a curated record. Bases 370 to 954 code for a protein of 194 amino acids. Gene Ontology annotation, molecular function: thioredoxin peroxidase activity. The transcript has a single exon. Gene Ontology annotation, biological process: removal of superoxide radicals; cellular response to stress; hydrogen peroxide catabolic process.
UAGCAGGAGAAUCACACGUGCUUUUUGAAAGUUCAAGUGGUAUAGUUUAGGUUUACAAUUUAUGAAAGUCCUAAUGAUUUCAUGAUCACAUUUUCAAUUUAUUAUCAAUUAACUAUACAUGAGAUCUUUCCUAGUCUUUUUUGGUCUUGAAAAUUCAGUUUUCGAUAUUGUAGCAUCUUUCACUUGCGUUCAGCCUUUCACAUUCCCUUUGCAUUUGUAAAAAACCCUAAUUAUCACAAUCUACCUGUGAGAACUUGUUGCUAGAGUGCUUUCAAGGCUAUAGCUGCAUUAUAAUAGCUAUUGUUACAUUCUCAGCUUUGAAUUGCUUCUGUUCUCCUCAAUUGCCAAGAGUCAGCGCUGUAAAUAGAAAUGGCCAGAGUACAGGAAACAGCUCCCGCCUUCGAUGGUACUGCCGUCAUCAACCAGGAAUUUAAAGAAAUCAAAAUGUCUGACUACAAGGGCAAAUACAUUGUCUUGUUUUUCUAUCCGCUUGAUUUCACAUUCGUGUGCCCAACUGAGAUCAUUGCCUUCUCCGACCGCGUUCAAGAGUUUGAGAAGAUUAAUUGCCAGGUGAUUGCUGCCUCUUGCGACAGCCACUUUACUCAUCUGGCCUGGAUCAACACGCCGCGCAACCACGGCGGACUCGGCGAAAUUAACAUUCCUCUGUUGGCCGACAAGAGCGGAGCCAUUGCCAGGGCCUACGGCAUCUACAAUGAGAAGACCGGAAUUCCCUUCAGGGGUCUCUUCAUCAUCGAUGGACAGCAGAAGAUCCGUCACAUCACCGUCAACGAUCUGCCCGUCGGUCGCUCUGUCGACGAGGCCCUGCGAGUCGUCCAAGCAUUCCAGUUCACAGAUGAGAACGGCGAAGUGUGCCCUGCUAACUGGAGGCCUGGCAAGAAAACCAUGAAGCCGGAUCCCAAUGGAGCUAAGGAGUACUUUCAAAGCUCCUCCUAGGUUCCUUUAUUGAAGUUCACUAUUUUCAUU